This is a messenger RNA of Trichophyton benhamiae CBS 112371, 837 nucleotides long. RefSeq lists its product as uncharacterized. The record is from RefSeq and is a predicted model, not a curated record. NCBI's taxonomy places the organism in Eukaryota, Fungi, Ascomycota, Eurotiomycetes, Onygenales, Arthrodermataceae. Bases 1 to 837 code for a protein of 278 amino acids. The transcript has 6 exons.
AUGUUCCAAGAGAUGCGAGAUGCCCUCGGAAUAGAGAAAGGGGUCGAUAUAAUUCACCAUAUCCGAGGCCUGCCCACCUUCACGGCCAGGACAGACGCCAUCGCGAUUGUUCGUGACAUUGAGCGCAAGGCAAUGGUAAAACAAGUUCCUCAGCCAGGACUUGUCGAGCUUAUGGACUAUCUCAAUUCUAAGGGUGUCAGACGGGCGCUGUGUACACGCAACUUUGAUGGCCCGGUAAACCAUCUUAUCAAGUCUCACCUGGCUACUCAUGUAUUUGCACCAAUUAUAACUCGGGAUACACCGAAUAUCAUGCCUAAGCCCGACCCGGCUGGGAUACUGCACAUUGCACGAGCAUGGGAGCUAGAGGAUGCUAGUGGUUUGAUCAUGGUUGGUGAUAGCUUGGAUGAUAUGACAGCUGGACAUAAAGCCGGAGCCGCCACUGUGCUUCUCUUGAAUGAGCGGAACCGAGACCUCAAGGACCAUGAACAUACCGACCUUUGUAUUGAACGUCUGGAUGAAUUGAUCAACAUGCUAGAUUUACGAAGUAGAACUACGGAGUAUGCAAAAGACAAUGAGCUUUUACCUUGCAUUUGUGAUAAUGAUAUGAGGGAAGUCUCACAGGAGGAUGCACUGAAACCCCCCUCGACUGUUGACUCUGGCACUGUAACUUUCUGUAUUUUCGGUGCUGUUAUGAAGCACAUGCACAAGCGGCUGCCAAUUCCAGUAUUGGCUGGAGCUGCAGCAUUGGUAUGGCAUCUCCUGUGGAAACUGUGCCUUGAUCGGUCACAGGGCACCGAGACUCUUAACAAGAUAGUCUGGAAAAUCCAGCAAAUCUGA